AUGAAAUAUCCCCAAGCAUUUCUUAACAGGGAAAGAACAAAGUGCAAGGCGUUGUCGCGAGGACAGAAGACGGAUCGCGACACGCCCCGAACAUCUCAACAUCUCAAUAAUUUAGAUUGCCUUCACCUGCAAUUAUAUCGGGAUCCGAAAGACCGUUAUAAAAAAGGUCAGACCAAGGCCUCACUAUCACUUCAACACUUUCUCGGCUUCGAAUCAGGGUUUACCCUUGACAAAGAAUCAAACACCAUUGCGAUAAUAUGCCAAGACGUAACUGUAGUACUUGCGUUCGAAACUAGAGAACGACUGAUAGCGUGGCAAGUGAAAGUUGGUGGGCAGCUCGGAUCUUCGAAGGAAUUCUUAGUGAUGAUCGGUGGUGGAGGGUCCAAGAAACUGCCUGCUGGUCCUGCAAGGCUCCACAUCCAAGGUAGACGAUUUGCCCUCACGAGUGGAGUUCCUCCUCGAGUCCUUGGAUUAUGGGAGCUAGCUCAUUUAAGGCGUUACGGCGUGGUGGAGGGCAGAUUUUGCUUCGAGGGUGGUUCGCACUGUGGGAAGGGCGAAGGACUGCAUAUGCUUAUAACAGAUCAAGCCCAAGAUAUUACAGAUGCUUUCGACCAAGCUGCUCAAGGAAAUUUCCAGCCCAGAACACCGAGAAGUAACGGAACCGAGCGCAGAUUUAAAUCUCGACCAAAUACUCGUUUAUCCGACUUCAAUUCAGGUGACCAGUCUAUACCUGACACUGCUAGUGCGUUAUACGAAGAAAAUUAUUUUGGGGAAGAUUGUGGAGAGGUUUCACCUUUUUGGCCAUCAGCAGAAAGACGAGAGUUGGACGAAAAUGAGUAUAGACCAUUGACUGAAAUGGGAGCUAAGCCUCCAUGGAGUGGAGCUGACCAUGUCACAUUAGAGCGUUGCAAUAAUUGCUUAACAAAACUUGGCGGAAUGUCUCGAUCCUCCACAGUAGCUUUGACUACCGGAAGUAAUUUCAACCCAGCGUGGACAAUGGAAGCAGUUCCAGAAAGUUGUUCUGAUAAUUCUUCUAACAGCACCGAAUACCAUGCACCAAAGCAAAUGACGAAAAAAGAAGAGUGUCUCUGUAAAGAUAAACCUCCUUUAAGACCCCCAAAACCAGCUCAUUUAGACCAAAAGAAACCACCUGCACUUUUGCCAUGUCAGGGGUGUAAUUGCAAUAUAAAUGAAAAUGUAUGUCCUAGUAACAAUUCUAAAGUGGGUCCAUAUGAAAAUUAUGACGUUCCAAAGGCAAAUUAUAAUGAGUUGGAGAACGCGGAGUACUACGAUACACCAAAAAGAAUAAAGGCAGCUUUAGCUGAUGAUCUGUUUCAAGUUACGAAUUCUUCUACACCAGAAUCUUUAGUGUUAAAGAAAAGAUGCGGUUGUAUAUUAAAAUUUGGGUCAAAAAAGAAACCAGUAAUUGUAGAAUGCAACGAAAGCUUACAACCAGUUGAUUGUCCAUGUCAAAAGGUUACAAAUUGGGCAAAUAAUCUAAUAAGCCUACCAUAUUGUAAAAGAAACACAAGCUGUGAAAGAAUUAGUACAGAAGUUCUUAGUAACAAAACUGAUGACAUGGCUAUUUAUGCAACAGUAGAUGUUUCCAGAAAGACAAACAGACAAAGUACAGUCACAGACCAAGAUAAAAAUCCAAACGAUCCAAAUGACACAAUAUUUACUAAUUAUCAAAAUUUAGAACCAAAAGAAAUCAAAGAUUUUGAAGGUCCUUACGCUAAUUACGAGAACCUUGAAUUUGCUUUAUCUUUAGAGUAUUAUGAAAAUGCAAAAGAUCUACUGAAGAAAGCGGGCGUUACUCAAAGUGAGUUAGAUGCUCUUAGUGCCAACAUAAAUUUAGCAUCUACAACUUUACCUUUACCUUUAAAACCUAAAGCUUGUUUAAAAUGUGGUAACUAUAAAUCAUCGACUAUACAUGAUAUAAGAACUAAAAUGGAUGAAUAUUUACUAAUGGAACCUUCAAAAGACGCGAAAAAUAGUUUGGUUAACAAAACUAGUACAAACACUGGUUAUACACCGAUGUCUCCAAAUCCAAACUGGUCGCAAAGCUUAAAAUACCCAAUGACAAAAGCAUGUCGAGCAGAUAUCGAAAAGUCUUUUAGUAUUCCAACAUUAAAUGGAAGUGGAAAUGGCAUUCAAAGCUUUGAAACGUCUAAUAAAGAAGCGAUGCAAAAAAGAUCGAGUUCUGUAGAUUCUGCCCGUCUUCUUGAAGAUUUAAAGGAAUUUGACAGCAGUAUAGGAAGUCACGCGACAUCUUCAUCUAUGGAAACACUAAGAAAUUUAGCAUUAGAAAAUAGACUUACAUCGCCAUGUGACAACGAUAGAGAAUGCUAUGAUUGUUGUAAAUCAUCAGGUUCGGAAAACAAGACAUCUGAAGAGAGUUCAUCCAAGGACCUACCUCAUCUACGAAAUAAACAUAUGGAUAACGCUGCUAUAAAGAGAUCAUCCAGUGUUCCCUGCAAGGGUGGUAAUCGAGAUUCAUCUAGCUCAAACGAUUCUGGAGUUUCAACUUGUUCAUUGAAACAUAGUGGAGGUGAAUUUCAGGAAUUUGAAAUGCCCUUGACAUCAGGCCAAUCAAGAUAUCAAUACAUGGUACAUAAAAGAUUGCGAGGAAAUCUAUCUGGGUCAAUACAUUCAUCGUUACCACGAAAAUCUAAAUCAUCUGAUUUGUUAAGAGAUCAACCAAUGCAAAUUCAUAAAGCGAAUGCUCAUGCGAAAUCUUCAUCUGCUGAAGCUGAAGUUCCUGUACUACCACCGAAACAGUUUAAAGGUGUUUUAGAUACCCACAGCACAUCCAGUGGAACAUCUGAUAUGUCUGACUAUAUCGAAACAUUAUCUUUGACAUCUUCACACUCGUCAUCUGAUGCACCAAGUGGAAUAAGAAUAAGCCGCCAACCAACGAGCACCCUGCGACCGCGAUCAGGCAAGGAGUACCACAAUUUGGAUCCAAUUAUCACGUCCAUGUACAAAAAUGGGAAGGAUCUGGCUAAUUACACAAACCUGCCA
This is a messenger RNA of Brenthis ino (lesser marbled fritillary), 3024 nucleotides long. The record is from the annotation of a GenBank genome assembly. Lineage: Eukaryota; Metazoa; Arthropoda; Insecta; Lepidoptera; Nymphalidae.